Emys orbicularis (European pond turtle) is the source of this 2442-nucleotide messenger RNA. RefSeq names its product ribonucleoprotein, PTB binding 2 (gene RAVER2). The transcript has 15 exons. The record is from RefSeq and is a predicted model, not a curated record. Gene Ontology annotation, molecular function: mRNA binding. Bases 1 to 2442 code for a protein of 813 amino acids. NCBI's taxonomy places the organism in Eukaryota, Metazoa, Chordata, Testudines, Emydidae. Gene Ontology annotation, cellular component: nucleus.
AUGUCUCUCUCUGGCUGCAAGAUGGCGGCAGCAGCGGAGCCGGGCACGGAGCUGUCCGGGGCUCAGCGGGAGCCGGUGCUGGGGGCGCAGCCAGAACUCGGCGGGAGCGCGGCGUCCCUCCGCCCGCCCGAGAUCGCCAUGCGGCUGGAGAGCGCCCGCCGGGAGCUGAGCAACAGGCGCAAGGUCCUGCUGAGAAACCUGCCCGAGGAGAGCAGCAGCCAGGAAAUCCAUGAACUAUUCAAAGAUUAUGAAUUAAAGUACUGUUACGUGGACAGAAAUAAAAGAACAGCGUUUGUUACUCUGCAGAACGGAGAGCAGGCUCAAAACGCAAUCCGGAUGUUUCACCAGUAUUCUCUUCGUGGAAAAGAAAUAUCAGUGCAGCUCCAACCAACAGAUGCUUUGCUAUGCGUUACCAAUUUGCCCACCUCAUUUUCAUUACAUGAGUUUGAGGAACUAGUGUGUGCAUAUGGCAAUGUUGAGAGAUGUUUUUUGGUCUAUAAUGAAGUUACUGGCCAUUCCAAGGGCUACGGGUUUGUGGAAUACAUGAAAAAGGACUCUGCUGCAAAGGCUAGAAUGGAACUCCUGGGGAAGCAAUUAGGUGAAAACACCCUCUUUGCACAGUGGAUGGAUGUUAAUCAGUUGACUACCGAUCUUGUUCAUUCUAAGUGCCUUUGUGUAGAUAAACUCCCCAAUGACUACACUGAUUCAGAGGAACUGAUGCAAAUGUUCUCAUUUAAGUAUAAACCUGUGUUCUGCCAGUUUGCUGAGGACGAAGGCUGUUCUAUUGGUGGCUUUGCAGUGAUUGAGUAUGAGACUGCAGAGCAAGCUGAGGAAGUGCAAGAAGUCACAGAUGGUAUGACUAUCAGAGGAAAGAGAGUCCAGGUGUCGUACUGUGCUCCUGGAGCACCAGGACGAAGCACAUUAGCUGCAUUUAUAGCAGCACAACGUAUGAUGAGAAACAACAGAAAAGGAUUGCUUCCAGAACCAAAUCCAGUGCAGAUUAUGAAGAGUUUAAAUAACCCAGCCAUGUUACAAAUGUUACUGCAGCCCCAGUUGUGUAGACGUGCUCGUAAACAUGCAGUUCUUGGAGUAUCUGCUGGUUUACCUCAUCUUAUAAAUACAGCAGUCAGUCCAGGAUUUUUCCAUUUGAAUAAAGUACACCAGAAUUCUGUUCUGGGGAAUACAUCUAAUUUACUGCUACAGAACCUCUCCCACCUACAACUGGCACAGAAGCAACUAAUUAAAAUUGAGAAUAUUCAAACUAACAGUAAACCUGGCUUACUUGGAGAGCCUCCACCAAUGUUACUUCGGACGGUAUUGGGAACAAGACCAAUACCAUCAGUGAGUGCAGACCUGGGAAACCAUGGAGAAGCGCAUACAUGUGUUCCCCCUGAAGUGUUGUGUGUGCACACCAUGGCUUCUCAGCAGCUAGCCAAUAGAAGCAGAAGGUUAACCAAACAUCUUCCCUAUUCCCGGAUGAUGAAAAAAUUGAGCAGGGAUUAUCCAUUGGGAUCAGAUGGGCAAGUUCUACACAAUCAGUUUCAUAGAAUUGUAGCAUCUAAUGUGACUCCAAAUCGAACAACAGCAGCAACAGGGAUGGGCAUCUUGCCAUUCUUUCCAAAUCAGCCCGUUGUUGGACAAGCUAUGCCAGGGCAAAAUAAUACUCAGGAUAAACAAUCAACUACAGUGGGACUGUCAGAAGGAGCUGGCUCAGGGUCGCAGGCUUAUCUUCAGAGCUUAACAAAUUUUACUGCUGGAGGCUUGCGCACAGAACAUCCCCAACAGCAAAGUCAGCCAAAAAGCACUGAUACAAGUUCAGGGAUUCCCUCAAAAAACCAGACUUCGCUCCUGGGGGAACCACCCAAAGAAAUCCGUCUUAGUACCAAUCCCUACUUGAAUUUGGCAAGCGUGUUGCGUGGUGUAUGUCUUUCAGCAGUUGCCAGCAAAGCAACUAGUACACAGCAGCACACUGGGCUUUCAAGCAACAUAGUGGAUGCUGCAGUCUCUCAGGGAACUACAUCACGACAUGCAAUGGAAAACUACUUUAAUUAUUCUCAACAGUAUGGGGAUUAUACACAGGAGGCUGUCCAGCAGUGGUAUCAGCAUUAUGCGCAGGCAUACAACGCUACUCAAGCAAGAGUAGGUGAAUUUGAAAAUGAAGCUUCUGAGGAACCUGCUCUAUCUUAUGGAGACUACAAUACCUAUUUGCAGGUUAUGCCUUCAUAUUACACCGGAACCCAGGGAUCAUGCCAGCCAGGCAGCUUUCAGCUUACUCCACAGAAUCCAUUAAAUAAGGUGGCAUCAGUAAGAAGUGAAAAGCGAAGUUCCUCACACCUCAUUUCUUCCCCAGAAGCUAGCCCAGUUGAAUAUAUUGGCCAGCACACACAGGGCACAGCAUCAAAUUAUGCAGAAUCCUAUCUUAAAAAAAAGCGUGUUUAUUGA